AUGACGACAGUUUCCAGUGAGUACGUGGCUACUGUACGGCGAGGAGAGCUGUCGAAGCUGACGGUACCCGUACUGUCAUACUCUGCUGGUGAGAGGCUUUGGCGUUCCACGGGCGCGCCUGGAGCAGACCUGCCGGCACCUGCGAGGCGCCCCGCGCUGGUGGGCGGCCGAGCGGCCAGCGUCCUGCCGCCUGUUAACGGCAGAGCGGCAGCGGAACAGGUUGUGCCUCGUGCCACUGCUAUUUAUAUACCGCAAUGGUGGGGUGCGAUGAGGCCCCUGACGACGACGGCAGCGGCGACGACGUCCGGAUCUUCGACGCCUGAGCCGCUGCUGGGGCCGGCGGCGGGCUCGGGGGCAGCGCCGGAAGGGUGCGGGGGCGGCAGUGGCGGGGGCGGCAGCGGCAGUGGUGCGUGCGCAGAGUGCGUGUCGCGGCCUCGCGUGGCGGCCGCGCUUGCGGGCGUGGCGCUGGUGUCGCUGCUGCUGGCGCUGCACCUGCUGUACGACGGCGCGCUGCACUCGGUGCUCGAGUCCUCGGGGGCGGCCGCCGCGGCGCAGCUCAAGGCCGAGCUGGCCGCCGCGGCCGCCGCCGCCGCCGCCGCGGCCGCCGCAGCCAGCGAGGAGCAGCUGCACCUGCAGCUGCAGGCGGCGGGCACCGACGGCCCGGGGGCGGCGGCCGCCGGCAGGGUCCACUUCGCCAGGACGUCGCGCCGCCUGCCGCAGGCGCUCAUUAUAGGCGUGCGCAAGUGCGGGACGCGCGCGCUGCUCGAGAUGCUGGCGCUGCACCCGCGCGUGCAGAAGGCGGCCGGCGAGGUGCACUUCUUCGACCGCGACGACAACUACCGGCGCGGCCUGGACUGGUACCGCCGCAAGAUGCCGCACUCGUUCCGCGGCCAGAUCACCAUCGAGAAGAGCCCCAGCUACUUCGUCACGCCCGAGGUGCCGGAGCGCAUCCGGGCGAUGAACGCGAGCGUCAAGCUGCUGGUGAUCGUGCGCGAGCCGGUGACGCGCGCCAUCUCCGACUACACGCAGCUGCGCAGCCACGCGGCCGCCACGGCCGCCACGGCGGGACAGCCGCCGCCGCCCGCGCGCUCCUUCGAGCAGCUGGCGCUGCGGCCCGACGGCUCCGUCAACGUCGCCUACCGGCCGCUCGCCAUCUCGCUCUACCACACCUUCGUGCCGCGCUGGCUCGAGGUGUUCGACCGCGGCCAGAUCCUGGUGGUGAACGGCGACCAGCUGAUAGAGGACCCGGUGUCGCAGCUGCGGCGCAUCGAGCGCUUCCUGGGCCUGGAGCCGCGCAUCGGCCACCACAACUUCUACUUCAACCGCACCAAGGGCUUCUACUGCCUGCGCAACGAGACGGCCGACAAGUGCCUGCGCGACAGCAAGGGGCGCCGCCACCCGCGAGUCGACCCGCGGGUCGUCGCCAAGCUGCGGCGCUUCUUCAGCGAACACAACCAGCGCUUCUACGAGCUCGUGGGCGAGGACCUGGGCUGGCCCGAGGAGUGAGCGCCCGCCCGCCGCCAGCACCCGGCACUGCGCACGCGCCAGCGGCCCGCGGAGGCACCUGCGGGGCUCUCGAGCUGAGGCGGCCCUGCGCGACGGCAGUCACCGAGCGUUCCGGAGACGGCCGCGAGAAAAGAACGGACGUCGCCCCGGGCCGUGGACGAGGUUGUCGCCAUCUGGCAGUCGCGCGUAGAAUCUACCACUGCUGGACCCGCAGACUCUGCAAACACACAGCACAGUACUGACGGUCAGAUACUGAGCAACCGAGAGCUGAGUGUUCAGGCGACAGCAGAGUCUAUGCUACCAGUCGUAAGGAAGACGUCGUUUUUCGUUUUGUACAUUCCUCCACACUCUUUAACCUUCAGUUACCACAGACUGUACAACAAGAAAGAGCCGAACAAUUCGCCACCGAUGCUUUAUGUGACUGCGGGACAGGUGGAAAAAGAACACUGCUAAAAAAAAGUGUAAUAACUAUUAUAGUUUUGAGCCCUCAGGUUCAUGUGCUCACUGUUUUUAAGGAAAAAAAAUUAAUUGUAAAGUUGCUUUCUUUCCUACGGUAGUCACCAAUUAGCGCGUUGAUUCGUUUCACCAAAUGGCACCACGGAAUACGCGAUUAUUAGGUUUCCCAUGUUCUGUGAUGCAAUACCAAAGCAAUAAUACGUGCAGACUGCCGCUGGAAAUUGUAAUGAGAAUUUAAUUCCCGCGUUUAUAGCUAAAAUUAAAACUUUAGGUAACAUCAGGCACGGCACAAAUGAGACGGUGAAGUCUUACGAGUACUUGAGCUUUCUGUCGUACGCAUUGACUUUGAACGUGCUGUUGGAUUAUUCUAGGAAUGUUGUACUGUUUCUAAGAGUGUCAGAGACGGAAGGGGAAGAAACUGCCGGGGAAAAGCGGCCCCGUUUCUCCCCCUUCAAAAUUUUUCACUUCUUGGCGUUUGUUUCUCGCGUAAAGGUAGCUCGUUUCCGACUGCGACCAGAAGCGCGUAUUUGGUUGCCUGGUGAUGGUCGCCGGAACUAUCGGAAGGAAGACGAUGUGAGUUGGGUGGGUAGGUAGUAAGUAGGAGGCAAGGGCGGAUGCAGCCGGGAUGCACCCCCGCCGGCGCCCCGGCUGCCUCCGCCGAGGGGGCUGUGGGGGAGGUGCCCCGCGUGCGUGGGCGUGGUACCAGGUUCUGCCGCCGCCCUGGCGUCGUUCGCCUCUGAUGGCUGCGCGUGACUACUAUGGAGACAGACGGUCUGGGGCGUGUCCCAGCUGGCGGAGACACUCGCUCAGACCUCUAAACAGUGUGAGCCACUCCCGCACCGUUCCAUUCAAAUUGCUAUAGUCACACGUACCUCUGGAAAAAAAAAAUGUUUGCGGAGCAUCACGAGAGGAAAUGAAACAUUAGUAUGCCACUACGUGCACAAGGAACUGUUGGCGAUUCUAAAUCUGCUGCCCUGAGCGCCAAAACGAAACUGGAGAUAAAACGCCGUGGCUCUGAAGAUGACAACAUUGCACAGAAACCUGAUGAACCUCACGCAAGAAGUUCUUCCGUCUGUCGGUCGGCAGCUGUGACCACUUCAUGUUCACAUCUAGUUUUUCAGACAACUGGCGUGAAAACUGUUACAGUUCCAAAACAAAGGUCGUCCGACGCUCUAAUCCUCUUAACGAAAAGCUGUCGCUCUUACACAGACUUUUGUCACGAAUUCUGCAUUUCUUAAAUGUAUGCGCUUGCCGUGGCACACUAGAGGAACGAAGCACCGACGAUGUCACUCGUCAACACAAAUUCCGUGCACCAUUUCGCGCAGAAAGUGAAAGCUACAUCGCACACCACCCCAUGAACAGCACGGCCCUUGAAGUUAGUACAAAAUGUUUCGCAUAUCGCUAGUGUUGCUUUGAACAUCACAAAACAUAUCGAGUCCUUCAGCUGAGAGUGCUUGUACUUGUACCAUCUUCGUAGAUGGAUGUUUGGUCCAGAUAAUUGCUGACGUCUGCCGCUAAAUAACUUGUUAAGAGUUGUAACAAAGGAGUUGCUGACGAAAUUUACGGGGAACAGCACGCAAAUAAAACCCUCCGUACUCAUUCUCACGCCGAACACGGUAAACCCUACGCACUAGCAAUUACACAAGAGUGGGAAGCAUGGGAUGAUGACGGGACGUAAUAGAAAUCUUAAUCGCAAUCAAAUGAUACUCGUAAUCAAACGUUCUUUUUAUUGGCAAUACCGUAACAUUGUUUGAGGUUUAGAGUUGGCAGUGAGGGCGGCGUCGAAGUGCAAAAAGGUGUCUAAGUCAAUCGGUUAUCAGUUCAACGGCGAGUAAAAAAAAAAGUGUGCUCGGUUUUGCUGAAGAAGGAAAUCCUGACUAAAUUCCUCUGGCUGAAGCCACUGCUGCAGAAUGCAGCCAAUUGCAGUUUUCUCCGCAAAAGGAAUGUUUCGCUCACACGAAGCAAAACUUAAAACAAAGAAACCACAUAGUAUGUGUAUGCGAGGAGAUUUUAUCGCUUCUAAUACAGUAGCUGUCACGGUUAUCCCACCACGAGAUGCGAUCGACACCAAAGACGCACGCCUUGCUGAGGUUAACUAUCACAAAAGUUUACACCCGCCGAGACGCACGGCGUGACGACGUCAAAGCACUGGACCUUCCGUUUCCGCUCUCGAUGCUUUAGUAAAAAUAGCAGUCAAACAGUGCCUCGAGACAGGACAUUGGGGAAAACAGACUAUUUUGCAAGACUCAGCAACCUAUCUGGAGCACUGCAAUACAGCUCAAAAGUAACACUCGAUACAGUUGUUUCUGAAUUAUAUUCGUUGGAAAAUAGCAGCAGAAAUCCUAAUUAUCCCAAAUUAGAACUAUAUUGGCCAUUACUCAACGUGAAUGUACAGUAUUUUGUAAUCUACAAAUCUGCUCCUUAAUGCAGACAACAGAGUACUCUUGGGUGUAUUCGAACUAGUGACAGUGACAGUAAGAAGCCUACCCUAGUAUAGCCCAACAAUUUUUAAAGCGAGUGUCCGACCUCAAAAUACAUCGGGAUGCAGCAGUCAAUUACUAUUUCAGAGCACGAGUUUGUUUACGUUUCCUCACGACACGUUCGCAGCACAAAGCGCAGGUAGCUGUUGGAGAUGCCAAACGACGACAGACCCACUCGCUGCCCCCGAUGCGAGUACCAGAGUGUCAUUUGUUUGGAUGACAACUCCCAUAGGCAGGAACGGCGUCAGGAGUGUCACGUGACAGGCCAACAUGCGAGGUAGGGGCCCACGCGGCCGGGAACGCAGCACGACAGCUCGGCGCAGCAGAACCUGGUCCCAACGUGUGGAUCAUAUUGGUCCAUGAUGAAGUACGGCUGUUAAUAUAAGAUACCAUAUUUUUUAUAGUCCAUAUUGGAAGCUGUUGAUAAGUAUAGGGUGCGCUGGCACGGGUCGUGGUUAGCAAUGGCCCAACAGGCUCCGCCGAAUUCUCAGCCUUUGGUGGAAGCUCGCGUUUCCCCUGCCGCCGGAAAUUGUCACCUCGGGAAGGGCGUAGCAAGUGGAGCUCCCUCAAGUCUACAAUUUCCGGAACAAACCAGGUCACGAAAGUCCUCAAUUACCUUGAGGAACACUGCUUCUGGUUCAUUCCACUUCCUCAUAUCUCAAUACCUCUCGGACCCAACGCCCCCCGACAACUGACUUCCGUUCAUUCAGUUAGCUUGCCCGUACAGUUCUGUUCUUUUGGAGCUUUAUCAGAUAAUAUGCAAUCGAUUUCGCAAAACUUUCAUCCCAUCCCCUCUGAAAGGUGCGCAAGAUUGUGUUUAAUUCUUCCGAAAACGAUUGUACUUGCGUUAAUAUAAUUCCCAACUAACACAGCUGUGCGGGCAAGGGAAUCGAGUAACCAGAAGUCACUUAUUACAGAAGAGUUACCUCCUUUCCAUUUUGGUAUGGAAUUGCAACUCUUCUCAAUAGUUUGUAACAUGUAUUCUAGUCCCCCACGACUUCUCCCCUCGAGUGCUUCUUCUACUGCCCAGGUAAGUGACUGUGGUCGCCUUAACAUUUAUUCCCCACCAUGUGGUAACGAAUACCCAUUCUUCAGCAACAUAUUUGAAAAAUUUUCAGUUCAUUUCCCUCUCCUUCCUACCGCAUACGUCAGAAAAUCGUCAUAUUACUAGGCCAACGUGCAGGUUUCUCUUGUUGAAGAAAGCAUUUCUCCUCGCCUAUGCUACUUUCUGUCGUUGUUCUUCUGCUCGCUUUAGUGUUCGUACUUCUAUGGCAGUAUUGCACCCAAGAAUGAUAACUCGUUACUACAGUUGUACUUCUCUUCAAUGCUUAUUUCUUCGUUUUGUUCACUUAAACUCAGUGCUAAGCAAGCUGUCGUUCAAUUCAAAACUAAUUAUUACUAUUUACUUACUUUGUGCCGGAGGAGAAUGUCAUCUGCAAGCGUUAAUACUGAUAUCUGUUUCCACUUAUGGUUUCGCUCCUGUUCUGAAUUUCAAUUUGGCUUCCUUCACUGCCUGAUACUUAAAUUGCUUAGAAUGUAGUUACGAAACAAUUAAAACCGUGACUUUUUAAUUCCAUUUCACCCUUUUCUACCUUCGGAUCGCCCUUCAUCACAAUUUUUUUUUUGAGAAGGUGCUAUGAAUCAUUCAGAGUUUCGUAAAAGUACGUCCAUGUACAGUAUUCAGCCUUCAUUUGGCCAAAAUACAGCUGUCUCCUCCUCAUUUGAACCUGUUACGUGAAUGUUAGACCGGCGAAGGUGUUCCACGUUCCACAUUGAUGUUUACAAUUUUGACAGGUUACGCUAUAUUCUUGUGUUCAUCGUGAUAGAAAUAAGACACAGCGAAGUUAACUUGGAAUAAAUUAGACAGUCUCUUUAGGGAGUGCAUUCUAUCGCGCGACUAGGGUUUCUUCACAGUAGCGUUUUGGUUCUGAUCCACUUUGUGAAUUGUUCUUAAUUCGUGAUCUUCUGGUCUCCUUUCUGUGGUUUGUUUUUGACAUUUGCCUUCAUCAGGAUAAGGUGCGCUAUAUUCUUGUGUUCAUCGUGAUAGAAAUAAGACACAGCGAAGUUAACUUGGAAUAAAUUAGACAGUCUCUUUAGGGAGUGCAUUCUAUCGCGCGACUAGGGUUUCUUCACAGUAGCGUUUUGGUUCUGAUCCACUUUGUGAAUUGUUCUUAAUUCGUGAUCUUCUGGUCUCCUUUCUGUGGUUUGUUUUUGACAUUUGCCUUCAUCAGGAUAAGGUGCGCUGUACUUGAACGAUUUAUCAGUCUCCCAGUCUCACUUAUUCAUUCAGGAAGAACUCAUCCUUCCUGAUAUUUCAUCGGUAAAAUAUAGCAAUAUCAUCUUAUUUUAAACAGCCUUGGGUUGAAAAGAGAGCGUUUCUAAACGGAACUGCACGCUCCACUUUGAGUGCGGUCAGCUAACAGCUCAUCCCUCUAUGUGUUGCCACAGGAGACGAUCUUGGGUCACAUGGUGCCUUUGGUAGUUUCGUAUUUCAUCACUAAUUUUAUUAAUGUGUGGAUAUCAUCACUUAUGUUAUCUGAUGAAACUUCAUUUCUAAUAUUCCUUGCCCUGUGUUAUCAUGUUUCAUAAUGUUUUCCUAACCUCGCUUCCAUGAAACAGAGCAGAUUUGGAUAUAAUGCCCAUUACGUUUAUAAAAUAUUCCCAGAAUGCCUAUUAAUGGAUAUAAUUAGUUUGUUGCAUUUCUGGAUAUUGUCUUCUACUCGAGCGUUUCACCCGUUAACAGACGUAUUGCAACCCAAAUAUUUAAAUGAAUUUGUGUGCUGUAUAACGUACUUCUUUUUCAUUAUAUUAGCCCUCUUCACAUAUUUCCCUUACAUGAUCAUUGUUUUGAAUUUGAUAGUCGACAUGUUCACGUUAUACAUUCUUAGCAUUUUAUUCAUUCUGUUUUUUAAAACCACUAUUAGCACCUGAUCCCCUGCGGGUAAGUUUGUCAUAAUACCAUUCCAAUGCCCAAGUACAUUCCAUUUGUAUUCAGGUUCAUGUCUAUGUUCAUGUCAAAUAAUAAAGGAGACAGUCCACAGUCUUGUCUUAGUACUUGACUGACUACUAUGGACUUUUGCAACUUAUGUUUCUAAAUACUCUACCCGUUUUAUCAUAUUGGGAUGUAAUAAAUUGAAGUUAUUUUUGUACUUUCAACAUUGGAGCAACAUUCAGGCUGUUUCAGUUUUAUUUCUAGACCAUGCCCUCUUAGACAAAUUAUAGAUUCAGGAAUAUCUUCUGAAGAAAGCUCAAUUAUUUGAGCUGAAACCUAGGUAAAGGAUGGUUUCAUUAGUGCAAUCGAGGCUGACAGUUUCUUAUAAAUAAAAUUGAAGUUAAACCGAAUUACAUAAACUUUUUCUUUUAUAUACCACAGUAUUUUGCCUUACUGGGUCGUGAACGUUUUCAUAAUAUAAACAUAGCCUACAGACAGAAAGAUUCCAUUCUCUGUUGGUCUACUAUACGUUUUAAUUCCACACAUUGCAUCUAUACACAUUCGUCUUUUAUACAGUUGCUCUGGGGCUUCAUCAGUAUCAUUGCAGCUAAAUAAUGGAUUCUUUUUUUCAAUCACUUUGAGGUGUAUUUUCUGUGCGGGGUUCAGUCAUGGCUUCCCUCUGUAACUACUUCGGACGUUUUUGUCAUCUGUCUUGUGUGUGUUGAUUAUCUUUCCUUCUUUUCACGUCUCUGUGGUCUUCCCACAGUUUCAUACGUAUUUUAUCUGUAACAACAAUUCUGUUCGUUUCUAGGUUCCAUAUUUGACACGUUUCACAUUCAGGUCGUCACCUCCCAGAGCUUCAAAUUCUACUCCGGGAAUUGCUCCAUACUGGUUACAGCCGACUGUAUCUGUUGUGAAAAGGACUUCCAUGUUUCCCAACAGUUAUGUACACUGCGUCAGUUUCCUCGAAUGUCAAGUUUCUGAAGACCUAGAAGCAGAAUCUUAGGGACGCAGUAAUGUAAUGAUCCACCCUUUCUCCCCUAGGUUGAUUACAGACAGUUGAGCCAAGAGACCACGGCUGCCACAGUUGGGUAAGCGUGCUUCCAGCCCGGGCUACCUGAGGCGUUUGCCUGGGCCCCCGUCCCGUGCCACGCCAGCAAGGGAGGUGUCUCUGGGUGGGCCUCGAGGCUCCGAUGCGCCGCCACGUAGCCUGACCGCGCAGAAUCCUUCCACCAGUUUCACGGUGUUAACGACAGAGCUGACCGCACGGCGGCUGCGAGUUUCCUGCCGCUGCUGUUCGGUUCGCCGUAGACUAUAGUACAGUAUGUGUGUGUGUGCGCGCGCGCGCGUGAGUGUAUGUAGUUGCUCUCCAUUGUUGACGCUAGAGCCCCGAUAUUACGUCAAGUACGAUAAGUAAGAGACGCGCUCGUGCUGUGCAGGAGACAAACGAAAGCGGAGAUGACCUUCUGCCAGAUGGUUGUCGUUCUGAUACACAUACAUAUCACUCUUUUAUUUAAAUAUAUAUACAUACAUAUAUGUCUUCACAGAGCGUCUUGACGCCAGUAUGCAAACCGAAUGGGCUGAGCAGAGGAUCUACAUGAGUGCAUCUCAGCUGUCGUGGCAUUGUUUCUCUAGUUUUGGCUACGCUUUCGUAACUAUUUGUAAGAUAAGAUUCGGUAGCCAUUCAAUUUAUUUAGCUAUUUUAUGUACAAGUGUAUCGCAGUUCGUUGCACUUUUCCCUGGCUACACGUCCUACCGCAUUAAUAAUAAGUUUCAGAUUGAUCAUGAUGUAUUCUGCAGUCAGUGUAAACAAUGCUAGACUGCACUCUGAUAAUUCCUUGUAUGCUUGUCCACUGAAGCCAAAAUUUACUGUCUGUCAGAAAAUCAUACGUCUCUUGACUUUGAACACGGCAGUUAGGUACAAUCGCCUUGGCUGUAGCCUCAAUAAACGACGCUUUUGUAUUAUAAAUAUAAUUCCUUGUUUACUUUAGCCUGUCGCAAAUACGCCAGCUACCGGUAAUUAAGGGAAGCAUGCAAUAAGUUCAGUUGUAUUACAGCAAGUCGUUUUAACCGUGAUGCACAAUUCUCAAAAUCGUUUGCUUACCGAGACGAAAUGUAUCGCAUAUUACAACCACUUCUUCUCCUACAUCCAAAAGUGUUUAAUUCUAAAUGAAACAUUUGCGCGACGCAUCUACGUUAUGGCCCCUCUGCACGCAAGCUCUCUGGCUUCAGCGAUUUUCACAAUUAUGUUUGCCAGUUAAAAUGUUAAUAGACUUUUUCACCGAAAAUACGAAAAGAAUGUAACUGUCAGAUAAUUAUUUACGCAUAAGUUCCAUGCCGGUAUUGCUAGCAGAUCUUUACGUAUUCCUAAAUGUUCCUGGAGCCUGAACUUCAUAAUCAUCUAGUUAUCGCCAUGAGCACUUUACGGCUUAGUAGUUUUGAGCAGAUGUGGGAUAUUAAACUAAAAGAAAUAUGAGUGACAGUCAUAAAUCUACACGUGAAACGCAGGUUGUGAUGAUAUCCUGAGAGAAUGCUGGCACGAUUGGCGCCAGUUUAGCGUAAAUUUAUAUCCUAAAUCUAUUCUGUCGUUGAAACACGAUUAAUCUUGACGAGAGCUUUAAAUUAUUGUUCCGACCAUUUACCUCCUUAACCUAGAACGUAAGUUCCGGCGCUGACCACAGAGGUAACUGAUUUUCCCGCACAAUUUCCUCGACCCAGUACUUAGCUUAAGGAACACCAACAACGUGCCUGAGUGUUGCGAGAGAUUGCGCAUGUUGUGUGUGAGUGAGAAGCCGCGUCAGCGGCGAGUGUGCCAAGAUGAUUGAUUAAGAGAUGUGCAGUGAAAACUAUGUUAUUUUUGAUAGAUUUAAUUCCGUUAACAGUGUUUUAUAUGAUAAAAAUAUAUACUAUUGUUUUCAUGUAACAUCAUUAAAUAUAUAAUCAAGUAACUGGAAAAGCAAUACCGCAUUUACCCUUUGAUAUCCCUGAAGAGGCACCUCCCUGACAUGUUUAUAUCAAUUUUAUGUGUUUAACUAUCUAUAAUUAAGAAGUUACUUAUCAGAAAUAAAACAAAAAUGAAACUAUGCAUAUCAUUAUUAAGACUAAAGAGCAAUAUGCUGUAAUUAAUACGAAACAUAUCAUUAUUGACUGUCAAAGUGUAUAGAGUUAAAUAUAUUGUAUGUAGGAAGUACAGAGAGAUUAAGAAGCAAUACUAUUAAGCAAAGUGGGAAUAAAAUUAUUACCACAAAUAUUAUUAAGGGUACAAGAGUUCAGAUGUUUAUUGUACUUUCAAUUUGUGGUCUCAGGAACUAAAAAUUAUAAAAUGCAUUCACCUACGAGAAUGAUCAGAAAAGAAAACCCAUACAUAUCAUGAUAGACAUAUCCAUUCAACAUUUAACAUAUUCUGUAUUAUAGAAACUUUUGAUGUCAGAUCUUUAUUAUCUCACGUCAUUUUCUGUCAUUAGACGCGAAUAUUUAAUGUAGUUACUGUGAUAUUUUAUUUUUGUUAAAAGCUCUACUGUUUUGAUAUAAUGAAAGGCUGACGAGGGAGACAGCUGUUUCUAAAAUUAAGACAUAGGAUGAAAUUGUAGAACAAAAGCAGUUAUCUUCUCUGAUGCUACACAGAGUUUUAAAUUACUGUUUUCAGCAACCUAGCCGUAUUAAUUUUAGAGAUGAGUUCUAUUUUCAAAAGUAAUUUGAGGGUAGCAACAUUUUGCCACAAAUAAAAAAAAAAUCUGGAGUUUGAUCCUUCACAAAAUCAUGGCUUAUCUUCUCUGAUGAUGACAGACGACACAGGCCGGCACCUUUGCUUAAGAACCGCUUAUUCUUACAAAGCCCCGGCUGCGUUGUCUGGCACUGAAAUGGAACACGGUUUGAUUAACGAUGUACAGAUAUUCUCGAGGAAAUCUCAUUUUUUGACGUCAAGAGAGACAUCAAAAAAUGAGUUUAUUAGUAGCGAAGGAUCAAAUUUCAAAUUUUGUAUAAAUGUCGUCAAUGGCUAAGCGUAAUCGCUGUGCAAGAAAAAAAUGUUUACUAAUUUUAUAAAUAUGUAUAUCUUUUGUAAAAGUUAAGCAGAAUUUAUUAUUAUUUUCACCGCAUAUUGGUCCAGAAAAAUAGUAUUUGUUGGGCCUACUAUACCUGAAUUAGAAUACUUCAGCUAGAGGUGAUUAACGCAUUGGGGGCGAUACCAGCACAAAAUAUCAUGUUUCUCUUUUCGGAUACCAUCACAAAAAUUUUCUGAUGUUUAAAGACACCGAUUUACUUGAACUGUUGGAUAUAUUGAUAUUUAGUUUACAUUUCAGUCCUCAAUGUGUUAAUUGGUAAAGUACAUAGGCAAUUGAGAAAUGUAAAGUUAGAUUUAGUUUGUAAAUGUAUUUGAAUUCAUAUUUUUGGAGAGGCAGAUACAUGUAGUGGUUUAUAACAAAAGAUUCAGCGAUAGACAUUCUUCAGAUUGUCUUAGAAGACUAGAAUGCAAGUAACUGCUUAUAGGGACUUUACUCUGUGAAUUAAAUUGGUUUCCUGACCUAUCCCAAUCCGUGACCCUUGACCAAAUGUCGCCUCUCAUCGCAGUACUGCCGUUCUCCACGCUAAAUGCCGUAGUCUCACACAUUCGUUAUCUACAAGAGGCAAGCAGGCAACAUUUACUUCCGCUACAUAUUUAUUUCCCUCCAGACAAAACUGAGGGACUUUGGACUGCCUGACUACUACACGAGAUAGAUUAGCUGCUCUUCGCGUAUGAGCUGUUUUAUCUGUUGGCUGUAAUAGGGUCGACCGAAAUUUGCCCAAAACUCUCUUCUUGUUGAGUUCGCCCGACAUCAGUAAAAUCAAGCCCUUCUGUCCGAGAAAGUAUCACUAAACAGAAAUAAAACCAGACUUCCCUCCUCUUCUGCAGGUACCUAUUAAUUAAAGCUAAUGUACUUCCGAUUGGAGUUCUUGAUGGAAACAUCUGCAGCCACUUCAAAUUCUGGGGAAUUCCUUUCUAAGAGAACACGACAGCAACCCUAUACCUGGUAUAAAGGGAAAAAAUCGCCCUACGGAGCCGCUGAUAUAUACAGAGAUGUUCUUCAAACAGCUGUGGGUAUUAAAAUCUCAAGGUAUCACUUUUUUUUUUUUUUUAGUGUAGAACGUAACAAAUGUAGAAAUAACAAGGUGUUGUCCGACUAUGAAGGUAUUAAGAAUGCUGCAUUCUAGUUCUGGUGUGCUGUUUCGAGGAGGAUAUUUAUAUGGUUAUCUUGUUUCCAACAACAGUUAAUGACCUCUAGUACCCUAUAAUUUUCUAUUUCUUCUCCUGCAGCUGCAAAGUAUCUGGGGCACGAAAUAUUAGAAAUGAUUAAGUGUGAAGCAGAAAUGAUUAAGUGUGAAGCAGAAAUGAUUAAGUGUGAAGCAGCAUCUAAGAGCAUCGAGCAUUUUCUCGCAGUUAAUCUAGAAUUGGUGAAUUCAGAGCGUUAACAAAACAGUGUAUUGUAGGGAAAAUGAUAAUGAGAGCAAUGAAUGAAAUGCAUUAUCGCGUCAUCUUCAUGGUAAGUAUAAACUAACACAUUAUAAACAAGGAGGAUUUUGUAGACUGCCAUCUCGAUGCCGCUUUGCGUGUAAUAUACCUUAAGAGUAAGAAACGUGAAACGACAGCAAAGAGAAGUACUGUACGAAAUAACGCCUUGUAAAAAGGAGCUCUAACAUAGGGUACAAAUUUUUCGCUUCUGCGUGUGAACUAAAAGAGACUGCUACAAGUUUACUGUAUUAUUUUACCACUGUUGAUAAAAGGCAUCCAUUUUAGUUGAGGAAGAGAGAUUAUGCCUUUCACAAUGAACAUUCGUAAGUAAUUCUUGUGACAACAAUGAUUGUUACAUUACGUACUCUCUCCAUCACAAGAAAUAUCGCACGUGAGCUUAUUCAGGCAUAAACACAUCGUGGGGCAACGCCGAAGAAAAUAUUCACAGCUCUAUAUUCAAAUAUUUCAUUUCGUUCUUUUUUGUCUUAAUGAGACUACUUCGUUUUGCUGGAAACAGUUAUGUCAAAACAUGUAUUUUAGAAACUGAUAUUAGCAGUAGUAGCGAAGCCUAGUAGUUAUGGACAGCAAAAGAUUCUCAUUGCAUCGGUGGUUUCAGUUCUUCAUUGAUACCUUUGUGUCUAGAACGAAGCAAAAUUGAACGCAGCCUGCCUUUGUCAAUCACGCAUCUGAUAAGUCAACAAGUAUCAUUUAUCCGUAUCUUCUAAUCGUCACCCUUACCUAGCAUCUCUCUCUCUCUGCUUUCUCGUCUCGCAUUAGCCAUUUUAACAAACUGUGUGUAAGUAAAAAUUAUCUAAUACUUCGAUGUCGCAUGGGGUUUGGCUAGCAGAUCUAACAUUCCAGUCUUUACUCAUUGUCUUCAGCCCAUAAACCAUACUGUAGCCGCCUCCUCUUUUCAUUCAAAUUUUUCUUUUGCUUUCGUCCACAUACAUGAGUCAGCUACUCCAAAUUUUUGAAGAACGCAGAUGCAGAUUUUUAAAUUUCUUUCUCUCGGCCUCCUGCAUUCACGUACGGAGAUUUUUAUGUUAUAUAUUCCACGGCCCAGUAAUUUAAAUAGUGCAUGCAGAAAUAGGUCUGCUGUAUCUCUCUUUCACAUGUCGGCGUUACAUCACUUUAGCUUUGCAGGUCCCUUGUUUUUUCAUGUCAGAUGUGUCCACAAAGACAAACGAAAAGUUCACAUUAAUGAAGGAGGACUUCAGUAAGUUACGCCAAAACUAGCAGUAUCGUCAGCCACUACACAGAGAAAAACUAAAGAGUAAUAUCCCUAACUGAAUACAAUUGAAAGGAAUUGUGCAGUAUUAAAAAAUGGUGCAGUUAUUCAACCAGAACUGAACUGAAGAAGAGAGAAGUCUGCAAAAUUGUAACAAAACAUAGUGGGGAGUUUAGUAAAUUAGCACGUAGUUGCGACAACACUUAAAAUAGCCGUUAAAUUCAAGACAGCAUACCCGUCGAGGUGCUGGCGCGGUGACAGACAGCAGGGAACACAAUGUUUCUGGCGCGUCCCCGGCUCCUCCAUCCCUCCCUCCAACCCCCUGUCGGCAGCUGUCUCGCUCGCCGGCUCUCCGUCUUUGUUGUCUCUCCACCUGUCGCCUUUCUCAGACUCUUCGUAUGCGCUUCCUGUGUUCGUCCCUCAGCACUCACAUUUUUCCACCUUCUCUCCUAACAGAGCUCUUUCAAUGUGCUUUCUAACUGCUUGUGUAAAUAUGUGUACUUUAGUAAGUGUUGUACUGUACGCUGAAGUACUUAAGACUAAAUUCUGAAAUCUCAAAUCUUUAUCCUUGUAGUCUU
Messenger RNA from Schistocerca serialis cubense, 14668 nucleotides. RefSeq names its product heparan sulfate glucosamine 3-O-sulfotransferase 1 (gene Hs3st-A). Gene Ontology annotation, molecular function: [heparan sulfate]-glucosamine 3-sulfotransferase activity. The record is from RefSeq and is a predicted model, not a curated record. Lineage: Eukaryota; Metazoa; Arthropoda; Insecta; Orthoptera; Acrididae. The transcript has 5 exons. Bases 1 to 1506 code for a protein of 501 amino acids.